AUGGAACCGCACCAGGAGAGGACGAGGACGUUGACCCAGACUCAAUCUCCGCGCUGUGACCCGGUAUUAGCCCUUUACGCUAUCUCCACCCCUUUGCCUUUGUAUGAUGUUUACAUCCUCCUCAGAGAACUGGUUGCUUUAAAUUACUUGGAGCUGCAUGAGGAACAUGCUGGAUGUCCUCUAGGAUAUUUUCCUUGUGGAAACAUUUCAAAAUGUUUGCCACAGAUUCUCCACUGUAAUAGUGUGGAUGACUGUGGAAAUAAAGCCGAUGAACAAGAUUGUGUGCUUGGGAAUAUUUCAGAGAAAUGUCAAUGCAGAGGCUUGGAACUCGAGUGUGAACGUGCUGAACUAUAUUCCAUUCCCUUGGUUUCAUCCAAUGUACUAGCACUGAGACUGCCAGUCAAUAGGCUAAGAAAACUUCAUGCUGAUUGCUUUACCAACUAUCAAGACCUUAGAGAGCUAAACCUUAGAAACAAUGAAAUUGCAACAAUUUCUGAUCGAGCAUUUAAAGGACUGAACAAUCUAACUAAACUGUUUUUGAACAACAAUCGCAUAACAUACCUGCCACCAGGCGUGUUUGAAGAUCUCCAUCAAGUCGAAUGGCUAAUUCUUGAAAACAAUAGAAUUCAAAAGAUUUCUCCCCAAACCUUCCUGGGACUGAAGGCAGUCAUUCUCCUAGUGCUGCUGAACAAUUCCUUCCAUCAGCUGCCUGAUAAGCCUAUCUGUCAAGAAAUGCCCAAUUUGAGCUGGCUGGAUUUGGAAGGCAAUCAAAUUGAAUCUGUGAAGAAUGGAACUUUUAUGCAUUGCAGCCAGUUAACUGUACUGGUUCUCCGCAGGAAUAAAAUCAGCUCUAUACAUGAAAGUGCUUUUGCGCCAUUACAAAGGCUAGGAGAAAUGGACUUGUCUUCAAACAAGAUUCAAGAAUUGCCGCAUAACCUUUUUCAGCAACUUAAGGAACUUAUACAAUUGAACAUUUCUUUCAAUAUCAUGAAGCAAAUCCAUAAAGACCAAUUUGAUUGCCUGGAGAAUCUAAAAUCACUCAGUAUGGAUGGAAUGGAUUUUCAGGCUCUACAUAACAGGAUAUUCCAGCCUCUUACGAAUCUAUCCCAUGUAUAUUUUAAGAAAUUCCAGUUCUGUGCUUAUACCCCACAUGUUCGUAGCUGCAAGCCUAACACCGAUGGAAUAUCAUCCUUUGAGAACCUGCUUGCUAACGCUGUCCUUCGAGUUUUUGUUUGGGUGGUUUCUGCUAUUACUUGUUCUGGAAACAUCUUCGUCAUUUGCAUGAGAUUUUACAUCAGAUCGGAGAACAAGCUUCAUAGCUUGUCUAUCAUGUCUCUUUGCUGUGCAGACUGCCUGAUGGGAAUAUAUCUUUUACUAAUUGGAUCAUAUGACCUUAGAUACCGUGGCGAAUACAAUAGGCAUGCUCAAAUGUGGAUGGACAGCAUGCAGUGUCGGAUAACUGGAUCUUUAGCAAUGUUUUCAACAGAGGUGUCUGUAUUACUUUUGUCUUUCCUGACUUUGGAAAAGUACCUCUGCAUUGUUUAUCCAUUCAGCAAUCUGAAGCCAGGAAAAUGCAGAACAGUUUUUAUUUUGGUUUUCAUUUGGUUUGUGGGAUUUGUCAUUGCAUUCACUCCCCUGAUGAAUAAUGACUUCUUUAAGAAUUAUUAUGGCAGAAAUGGAGUAUGCUUCCCACUGCAUUCAGAACAUUUGGACACUUAUGGAGCACAGAUAUAUUCAACUAUCAUUUUUCUUGGUGUAAACCUUGUCGCUUUCAUAGUGAUAGUAUUUUCCUAUGGAAGUAUGUUCUACAAUAUUCAUCAAACCAGUACAAUGGCAACAGAAUUCAGCAAACACAUUAAAAAGGAAGUAACCAUUGCCAAACGCUUCUUCUUCAUCGUCUUCACUGAUGCCCUUUGUUGGAUCCCUAUUUUUAUAUUAAAAAUUCUGUCUGUACAUAAGGUAGAAAUACCAGGUACCAUAAGUUCCUGGGUGGUCAUAUUCAUAUUGCCCAUUAAUAGUGCACUGAACCCAAUCCUCUACACUCUAACAACUCGAACUUUCAAGGAAAUGAUACUACGGUAUUGGUAUAACUAUAAAAAUAGAGGAAUUGUAAACAAACAAAGUCAGAAAAUCUGUGCACCAUCAUUCAUCCUCCUGGAAAUGUGGUCAUUUCAGGAGAGCAUACCAACAGUUAGAAAAAAUGAACUUUACAAUCCUUCAGAAAUCUCGCAAAUCACCAUUACAUUGAAGCUGCUGUCAGAAAGUUUUGUAUCAAAAAUUUAG
Molecule: messenger RNA, 2283 nt
Organism: Chiloscyllium plagiosum (whitespotted bambooshark)
Lineage: Eukaryota; Metazoa; Chordata; Chondrichthyes; Orectolobiformes; Hemiscylliidae
Gene: rxfp1
Product: relaxin family peptide receptor 1
Biological process (GO): adenylate cyclase-activating G protein-coupled receptor signaling pathway; hormone-mediated signaling pathway; activation of adenylate cyclase activity
Cellular component (GO): plasma membrane
Molecular function (GO): protein binding; G protein-coupled peptide receptor activity
Source: RefSeq, a predicted model, not a curated record